GUUAGGAAUUCUUCGAAAAAGGUUGACGACCUUAUUAAUACUGGGAAUAUCCAAGCAGCUAAUAUGAUAGCGAUGGGUCUUUUCAAAGGACUUGACGAUGAAGAUGCAGGAAGUAAACACCAUAAAUACAACGGACACAAAAAAUACAACGAAUAUCUAUUCUGAAGAAGAAGUGGAUGAAAAUUCAGAUCAUCAUGAAAAGAAAAAAGAAGCACUUAAAAUCGUCGGAAAACUCGUCGAAGGUUUGCCGGAGGACCUUGAUUCACGGAGACAGAUCAUUGAUACCCUUUCAUUUGCAGUGGGGGGCGAUGUACCGAAGGACACUCAGAAACAAUCCCUCGAUGCCUGCCUCAAAACGUCUACCUUUCUUAAUGAUGAGGCCGAGGAAGAUAUUGGGAAUGUUAUUAUUGAGGAUACAUCUCUUGGUCUGACAAAAUUGUGUGGCAAUGUAUUAGCCAUAUCGUCAAAGACUCAAGCUAAAAUACGUGAAAAACAAAAGAAUAAUGAAACUGUUCCGUUAGAAGACACAGAUGAGGUUAAUCGCAACGUUGAUCAAGCAUUCCAAAUUGUAAACGUAACAACUGACUCCAUUCUGAAGAAGAAAGUGCCGGAUGAACAAAGUGUUUUAAUGAAGACAGAUAAUUUACAACUUUCACUUCGUCGUGCCAGUGCUCAAUUAACAAACGGAUCGUCUGUGAAGUUUUCAAGUGACAAUAAUGCGACAGUAGAUCUCCCAGAUGAUUUCGAUGUUGGAUCUUUGGGUGGCUCAAAAGCCGUAGACAUUGUGGGACUGUUUAUAAGGGAGAAUCCUUAUCAAACAAGUACCUCCAAUACCUCAGCUGUUGUUGACUCGAGCUCGAUUUCCUUGGAACUGAAACAAGAAGAUGGUACCCCUCUCAAAGUACAAAAUUUACCUGAUUAUCUUACCAUUAAGAUUCCACGAAAAGUGCCUGAAAAUGAAACCGAGAAUGAAAAUAAUGGAAACAGUACGAUUUACAACAAGACAAAGUCUGAAAGAACACAAUUAGAUAAAUUGGUGGUCUAUGUUCUUCACUUAAGCUCUGUAAACAAUGCAUAUGUCGUUGAGAUUAAACCACACGAUAAUAUGACAAACUUUACAGUCUACUGUCGUCGGGAAGGGACUCCGACUCUGAAAAAAUACGACUUCAAUUAUACAUUCAAUGUUAACUCUACAGACCCUCUGUUUUUGGGAAAUGAUACAAUAAAUGGUCUCAAGUAUUAUGUUGGAGUUGCAAGUAGCGUCGGAAAUGAAUUCGUCCAAGCAAAUUAUACAUUUAUAUCGUAUCAAAUUGGCUGUAAUUUUUACCACGAAGCGAACAAAUCUUGGAUCUCCGACGGUUGUAAGCCCGAUCGUCGUUCAACUCAGGAGUUGGUUGUAUGUUUGUGCAACCACGCUACGUUGUUUGGGUCGAAUUUCCUGGUGGCACCCAAUAAGCUUGAUGUCGCUGCACAGAUCGAUAACCUGGCAAAUCUUGCCGACUAUCCUGCACUUCUCGCAACCAUUUGUGUCAUUGCUGGAGUUUAUCUUUUUGCAAUGGUUUGGGCACUUAGAAAGGAUCGGAAGAAAUCUUACAAGACUACUCUCCACUGUGCCGCUGAUAACGAACCAUAUGACAACUGCAGAUAUGAAGUAACUCUUUUCACUGGCAGCCGACGAAAUGCCGGCUCAACAGCAGAGGCAUCCAUAAUAAUAACCGGAGAUAAUGGUGACAGCGAACCGCGUUUGUUACAGCGAACGUCAGCGCUCUCCUUCAAAAGAACAUCCCAAGAUUCAUAUCUUGUUACCACAGCGAACUCUCUAGGCUCCUUGCAGUAUAUACGUAUAUGGCAUGAUAACUCUGGUCCUGAUCCAUCAUGGUUCCUAUCUGAGGUAAUCAUACGCGAUGUUGAGAGUGGAGAACAAUAUUUCUUCUUGUGUAACAGUUGGCUUGCUUGUGACGAAGGCGAUGGUUUGGUUGAAAGACUGAUACCAGUCGCAGGCCCCGAGGAACUAAAAGAUUUCCAAUAUUUAUUCAUGCAAAACACUACGCAAGGAUUCAGCGAUGGACAUUUGUGGUUCUCCAUUGUUCUCCGUCCCGCUCAAAGUCGUUUUACUCAUGCGCAAAGAGUCACCUGCUGUCUAUGUCUGUUGCUCUGUACCAUGCUGGUGAACGCAAUGUUUUUCAAAGUGCCUGUGGCUGCUGAGAACAAUGUUGACGUCGACGUCGGUCCAUAUCAGUUCACCUGGCAUGAAAUAAUGGUGGGAAUACAGUCCAGCUUGAUCGUAUUUCCAAUCAACUUGCUUAUUGUAUCCAUCUUCAGACGCAUCGCUGCCAGACCCACAAAGAGUUCAAAAUACCUCACUGGAGGCAGUUCAGCAAAACCAAAGAAAACUCCAGGCGUUGCUAUAAGUUUGGGGGACAUCGAAAUGGACAGGAAUAAAAGAAAAAAUCAAUCGAAAAACCAAGCAGAUGAAACUCCACAUGUGGAGACACAAGGAACUACGAGAAUGCGUCUUCUUCCAUGGUGGUUUGUGUUCAUAGCAUGGUUCUUGGUGAUCACUACUAGUCUAACAGCGGCUUUCUUUACCGUACUUUAUGGUCUUCAGUUUGGUAAACGACGACAAGAGCAAUGGUUAACAGCAUUAGCUAUCUCAGUUUUUCAAGAUAUUCUGGUGUCACAGCCUAUCAAGAUAUUUGCUUUGUCUCUUUUUGUGGCAUUUGUUAUCAGGAAACCAAACAAUGUUGACGUGAAUGAGGAGAAUGAUAAAUUGAUACAAGAUGAGAGAUGGAUUCGAGAAAGUUUGCAUAACGCAAAUCCAGACGGCAAGGUGAGGGCAAAGGCUGAACGGAAGCCACCUGAUGAAUUAAAAUUAAAAAAGAUGAGACUUUACCGUCAGAAAGAGAGGAAGAUGUUCGGUGUUUGUCGUGAAGUCAUACAGUUCUUUUUCUUCUGGUGGAUUGUUUUGCUAAUUGCUUAUGGUCAUCGUGAACCGGAUGCCCACAGAUUGUCUACAUCUAUGGAGAAAACAUUUACAGAUCUUAGUGAUGAUAGUGAGAAUUUUGCCUUUAAAAGAGGAUCUCUCAAACAUGAUAUUUUUAUGACAAAAAACAAAAAGGAUUUAUUGAUGUGGAUUACUGAAGUCAUAAUCCCGGGGCUCUCGCAUGAAAAGUGGUACAACAAUAUGACUGAUAAAGCGGGGUGUUAUAUAUCAGACGGAGUAGGCUAUCUCAUUGGGAGCCCUAGACUGAGACUUUUGCGAAUAAAAGAGGAUACCUGCGACAUAUCUUCAGAACUCGAGGGUAAAAUCGACGGUUGUGAAGCUGAGUAUUCAUUCUCUGAUGAAUAUCGAGAAAAAUACAACGAUGUUAAGUGGGUGCCUUCCAACAUGUCUGCCGCCGGCUACAUGUGGCAAUACAGAACCCAAACUGAACUUUAUGAAAGACCGUUCUGGGCAGAUCUGGCGACAUAUCGAGGUGGUGGUUAUGUCCUUAAAUUGGAAAAGAAGAAAGAUGAAGCUCUCCGACAGAUCAAUGAACUGAAUGGAACCUGGUGGAUUGAUGGAAAAACACGUGCUGUCUUUGUAGAGUUCGCGUUGUUUUACCCCGGAAAGAAUCUUCAUUGUAUUAUUACAAUCUUGUUUGAGUGUCCUGCAUCUGGGGGAUGCUCAGCAACCUUCCAAAUCCAAGCCACGCGAUUGGAUGAAUUUAUUGGCAACUACAGAAUCUUUGUUUUGGCAUGCGAACUUGUGUUCAUAAUAUCUAUUGCUGUUUUCACGUACAAAACGAUUAAACAAAUGGUAAAUGAAGGCGCCAAAUAUUGGCAUCAGUUUUGGAAUUGGAUCGAGAUGAGUAUCAUUGCUGUAGGUUGGACAUGUUUGGCCUUCUAUAUCCUCCGAUUUAUUGCAAACAAAUGGACAAAGGCAAAAUUCAAUGACGACCCAGAAAACUUUGUUAGUUUCCGUUACGUGGCUACUGCUGACCAGUUGUAUGGAGUUGUUAUUGCUUUUCUGGUGUUUCUUACGUCAAUCAAGUUCCUUCGUUUGUUCCGUUUUAAUCGACGCAUGUCCUUGCUUGGCUCGACAUUAAAGUAUGCCGCUUGGGAUAUGUUCAAUUUUCUUAUCCUGUUUGCAGUGGCGUUUAUUGCAUGUGUUAGUGUCGCGUAUCUUCUCUUCCAAACCAACAUCGACAUGUUUUCAAGCAUCCUGAGCACCACAGAGACCCUGCUGAAUAUUAUCCUCGGAAAAUUCAAGUAUAUGAAUCUAAGUCAUGAUACCUUCGUGGCUAGUGCAGUUGUCUUGGCUGUUUAUUGCAUCGUGGUCGUAUUUCUGCUCAUGAAUGUGUUCCUGGUGAUUCUGAAUGAUGCAUUCAAGGUAGUGAAAGGCGACAACGACCUACAAGAGAAUGAAUACGAGAUCGUCGACUACAUGACAGCACGUUUCAAAUCUUGGCUUGGAUUCCGUAACAAACCAUCGCCAACAAUUUCUGAUUUCGAACACGAGUAUGGAUUUAAGCCAACCUAUGUCGCGCCAUUGAAGAAGAAGUACCAGACUCCAGCCACAGUAAUCCUGGAUAGAAAGAUGCAAGAAUUGUUGGAUUUCGUAGAGAAGCAAGAACAUCGCGAUGUUGUUGAGAAUAUGCGCGUUGAUCAGUUUGAGGACGAUGAUUCCAAGAAAAAAGCUCUGUUGCUUUUGAUGAGCUGAUCAGUAUCAUAAAUAUUAUAUAAUCAUAAUCUAUACAUGAAAGUUUUUCUUUUGUGUCUACAUAUAUUAUUGAAACUACAAUUUUUUAGAAACCCUUUAUGGAGUGGUUGAAUGUUGAUGUAAUUUUUCGAACUCAGGCAGGUGCCUAUAGCUUCACAAAUAAUUGAGAAAAAUAAUUGAGAAAAUAAGAUUGAAGUUGUCAAUUCGGCUGAAAUCUUACUCAAUUUUUUUUCUGAAACCUAAUUAAGGUUCUGUUCAUUAUUAGUUCGCCAGCCAAAGUUAGUCAGAAAAUGGACAGCAAAACCGUCCUAAAACGUUACAGCAGACUGUAUUUGAAUUGACAGUCGAAAAAUAUAUUUGCUUUGAAGUUUCGUCAUAAAUUUCUUAAGCUUUUAUUUACAGCUUGUUUCUUGUAAGCAAUGUAUUCUGUGAUCAUAAUUUAAAACAUAGAAAUCUUGUAGAUUGCACAUUAUUCCAAUUAUUUAAUACUGUUUGUUGCAAACAUUUUCCCAUAACUUAUCCCAGCACGAACUCGAAAAUUGGACGAUUUUGUGGAUUUUUGCACUGAAUGUAAUAUUAUAUAAUGAUUCAUUUAUCAUAAUUAUAUUGUUCGCGCUGAUUUUUGUGCAUUGUAAUUUAUUUGUAAGAAAACAUCAUGACUUGUGUAGCGAAUUUGUAAGAAAAUAUCAUGACUUGUGUGGCGAAUUUGAAAUAAACGCGUAAUCAUUA
Molecule: messenger RNA, 5431 nt
Organism: Dendronephthya gigantea
Lineage: Eukaryota; Metazoa; Cnidaria; Anthozoa; Malacalcyonacea; Nephtheidae
Product: polycystic kidney disease protein 1-like 2
Exons: 12
Coding region: 98-4702 (1534 amino acids)
Biological process (GO): detection of mechanical stimulus
Cellular component (GO): membrane
Molecular function (GO): calcium channel activity; calcium ion binding; protein binding
Source: RefSeq, a predicted model, not a curated record